This is a messenger RNA of Trichomycterus rosablanca, 1291 nucleotides long. RefSeq names its product cAMP responsive element binding protein-like 2 (gene crebl2). Gene Ontology annotation, cellular component: nucleus. Gene Ontology annotation, biological process: regulation of DNA-templated transcription. The coding region runs from base 202 to 576 and encodes 124 amino acids. The record is from RefSeq and is a predicted model, not a curated record. NCBI's taxonomy places the organism in Eukaryota, Metazoa, Chordata, Actinopteri, Siluriformes, Trichomycteridae. Gene Ontology annotation, molecular function: DNA-binding transcription factor activity. The transcript has 3 exons.
GUGUUUUAUUGCUAAAUUUGACUAAAGCGAUUUUUAUUUACGAAGCGUUUGUUUUCCAUUCUUCAAGUUACACGUUGUUUUACAAAGUAGGUUCUGUGUGGAAAAGAAAAGCUACCUGAUAGUGUGUUUGUCGGACUGUUUUGGGGAUUGGCUAGCUAACUGUUAGCUAGCUGUUUGUUUACCAGAGUCUGGCCAUCCAACAUGGAUGACAGUAAGAUGGUUGGUGGAAAAGUAAAGAAACCAGGGAAACGGGGUCGAAAACCUGCCAAGAUCGACCUGAAGGCCAAGCUAGAACGAAGCAGACAGAGUGCCAGAGAAUGUAGGGCCAGAAAGAAACUGCGCUACCAGUACCUGGAGGAGUUGGUGUCCAGCAAGGAGAGAGCCAUUUGUGCCCUGAGAGAGGAGCUAGAGAUGUACAAGCAGUGGUGCAUUGCUAUGGACCAGGGAAAAAUCCCAUCAGAAAUCAAGGCUUUGUUAACGGGAGAUGAUCAGAAAGCCCCACAAAGCAGUAGCACCAAGACGCCCAAGAAUGGCAAGUACAACUCAACAGGGAUCAGCCAGAGUAAAUCAUCUUAGGCCAAGCUAAACGACUCAGAAGACGUUUUAAGACAACUUGCUCUGGAUAUCAUGGGUGAAAUGAAUCGGAAAUAAAUAAUCAUUGAUAGAGCCGGUGCUGGUAGAACCUAAUUUAUAUGAAGGAACAGUGCAGCAGACAGAUAGUAUCAGCUGCUGUUUUGCUGAAGGAACGCUACAGUAUUGUAUUUGUAAAGUCUAUUAUUUAGGCCCAUGUUUAGCCAAUGACUUUCCAUUUACUUUCAUCAGAUUUAAACAAGGUAGAAAGGUAUGCGAAUGCAUGUAGGUGAAGAAAUGAAUCGAGGCUGUUACGUUGAAUGCUUCCAAAUCAAUUUACAUUAAACAUUAAGCUCACAGCAUGUGCAAUAAAUUUCAAAUACAAUAAACCCUUUAAAGACAGACACAACUAGCCAAAUCUUCAGCUUCACUUUAAGCACUUUGCAGGUUUGCAUAGCACUGGUUGAAGCUCUUAAUGUUUUUCUUUUAGGAUUUAAGGGUUAAAGUAAUGGUGUGAAAUAUAUUUGAGUAUAUAUUUUUUCCUCACCAGCCACUUACACACAUUACAUUCUUGAGCUACACAAGCUACACCUACCUCAUAGAAUGUAUUCUUGAGUAUACAAAUACUAAAUGGAGCCCAUCUGUUGCUUUGUACAGUUUGUCACCACCUGUACCCCACAGUAAAUGGAAAAGGGCCCUUAUGGGAACCCGACUGACCAGA